AUGACCGGCCCGUCCAUUCAAGAUCGUACCGGCGAGUUCCACGCCAUUCUGGGUCAAGCCCAGAAGCGCAUGGCCGCCAACAAAGCUAGCGCACAGCGCCAGGCUCUUCUGACAGAUGCGCAGCGGAAACAAGCAAACGGUUCCGCAGACGGGCAGGGUGGCAAACGAAGGUCGGAGUUUGCCCGGAGAGCUGUGGAAAUUGGACGAGGGAUUACGGCGACAACUGCUAAGCUGCAGAGACUGGCCGAGUUGGCCAAGCGAAAGACGCUCUUUGACGACAGACCGGUUGAGAUCUCCGAGUUGACGUUUGUGAUCAAGCAAGAUCUCGCCUCGUUGAAUCAGCAAAUCGCCUCGUUGCAAGCGCUUACUCUUUCACAACACCCCAAGAGCAAUCGGUCGAAGGCGGACCAGGAAGGAGAGCACAACGACAAUGUGGUUGUCAUGCUACAAGGAAAAUUGGCGGAUGUAGGAGCAAACUUCAAAGAUGUGCUUGAAGUGCGAACGAAGAACAUCCAGGCCUCGCGAUCAAGAACCGAAAACUUUGUCUCCUCGGUAUCCUCAAAGACACAUUCCGCCCUCGAUACGCAGCGCUCUGAUUCCCCGCUCUACAAUACAUCCGGGCGGCGGACGCCUCAGCCGGGCGGUGCUUCCGAUCUACUGACUCUGGAACCUUCGAACCCAUCUCCGCUCGGCCGCCCCUCUAUGCACUCAGAUCAGCAACUAUUGGUCAUGGAGGAAGCCCAGACGAGCAACGCCUAUAUCCAAGGCCGUGGUGAGGCAAUUGAUGCGAUUGAACGCACCAUCAGCGAGUUGGGUGGUAUUUUCGGUCAGCUUGCGCAGAUGGUCAGCGAGCAGUCCGACAUGAUCCAGCGGAUAGACGCUAACACGGAAGAUGUUGUCGAUAAUGUGCAAGGAGCACAUCGCGAGUUACUGAAGUACUGGACGCGGGUAUCCGGGAACCGGUGGCUCAUCGCCAAGAUGUUUGGCGUCCUAAUGAUCUUCUUCCUACUCUGGGUGUUGAUAUCGGGAUAG
This is a messenger RNA of Aspergillus luchuensis, 1032 nucleotides long. RefSeq names its product t-SNARE syntaxin (gene SED5). Gene Ontology annotation, biological process: vesicle fusion; intracellular protein transport; endoplasmic reticulum to Golgi vesicle-mediated transport. The transcript is spliced from 4 exons. Lineage: Eukaryota; Fungi; Ascomycota; Eurotiomycetes; Eurotiales; Aspergillaceae. The record is from RefSeq and is a predicted model, not a curated record. Gene Ontology annotation, molecular function: SNAP receptor activity; SNARE binding. Gene Ontology annotation, cellular component: SNARE complex; endomembrane system; Golgi membrane. The coding region runs from base 1 to 1032 and encodes 343 amino acids.